UCUGACAGAAGUAACAUAUUUGACAGAGGACAAUGAAGAGGCUGCUUUUACUGUGUCUGUGCGUGCACGUGGCCUGGGCUAAGAUUAAUCUGGACGACGAUGAAGAUGACACGGAAACCACAGACUUGCCAGCAGAGAAGGGAACAGUAGCGGAAGGCGUUCGUGGUCACCGUCCGCUGGAUAAGGCCCGGGACACCUACACCCCCAGCCGCUAUGUCCCACCUCCUGUCAGCGGCGGCAACUAUCGUGGCCGUCCCACCAUGGCUCCAGUUGGAGGGUCACACCUGCAGGAGAAGGGGGAGCAGCCGGAGGCCGGAGGAUGCACACAUGCCUCAGAGGAGAUGGGUGUUUUGUGUCCCACUGGCUGUGACCUGAAGACCACACUGCUGAAGCAAGAGAGGACCGUCAAGACGAGCAUUAAUGAACUCAAGCCUCAGGUGGAUGAGCUGUCCAGAUCAUCCAACAGCAUCUACAACUACGUCAUCAGCAUGUCCACCUCUCUGAGGGAGAGGCAGGCAGUCAUCGACGGCAACAGCAGGGUGGUGGGUGUGUACACUGAUCAAGUGGAGGUACAACACGCCUACAUCAAGGACACGGUGGACAUGCUCUUCCCUUCCACCAUCAGGGUGCUACACGGGGUCCUAGACAAGAUCAGGCAGAAGAUCCAGAGGCUGGAGAAGGCCAUCCAGAUCCAGAGAGAUGAGUGCAGGGACCCAUGCAAGACCAAAUGUCCCAUACCGGUGGUGUCUGGUAAGGAGUGCGAGGACAUCUUCCGUCGUGGAGGAAAAGACUCCCAGAUGUACCUGAUCCAGCCUGAUGCCUCCUACCCUCCGUACAAAGUCUUCUGUGAUCAGACCACCCAGAACGGAGGAUGGGUUCUCAUCCAGAACAGACUUGAUGGCAGUGUCGACUUCGGCCGACGCUGGGACGAAUAUCGACGUGGCUUCGGCAACAUUGCCUUCGAUGGCGGCAAAGGUCACUGUGAGACUCCUGGUGAAUACUGGUUGGGCAAUGACCGCAUUAGUCAGCUGACCAAGAUGUACCCCACUGAGGUUCUUAUUCAGAUGCAGGACUGGACAGGAGCCAAGGUCCACGCCCAGUAUCGCCAGUUCACCGUCCAGUCAGACACGUCCAACUAUAUGCUGGCGGUUGAUGGUUACUCUGGUACCGCUGGCAACUGUUUGCUGGAUGGAGCCUUGCAGCUCUUUGGUGUAAACCGCACCAUGACGAUACAUACCGGCAUGAUGUUCAGCACCUUCGACAGAGACAACGACAAGUGGGUCCCUGGAGAUCCUACCAAACAGUGCUCCAGGGAGGAUGGAGGCGGCUGGUGGUACAAUCGCUGCCACUCUGCCAAUCCCAAUGGCCGAUACUACAUGGGUGGAGCCUACACUCGCCAAAUGGCCAAGCACGGCACCGAUGACGGCGUUGUGUGGAUGAACUGGAAGGGCAGCUGGUACUCCCUCAAGGCCAUCAGCAUGAAGAUCAGGCCUUUCUUCACCUCCAGUUAGCCUGGUCCCAGGGUUUCAGCAUAACACAUACAGGAAGCUGCCAAAAUAAAAGAAACAAGUAUUCAACAUAGUUUAGUGCCAAAUUAUCACAAGAACAGCAACAUUAAACUGCUUUUCAAGUUUUUCCUUUCAUUUUAGCAGUGACCUGUGGUGGACACACAUGUACACACAGAGGCUGUGGUUGUGAGUGAGUGUGCUGUGAUCUGCCUGUUGUUAUGUGCGAAGUCUUCAGCGUGGCUACCAGGACGA
Monopterus albus (swamp eel) is the source of this 1760-nucleotide messenger RNA. It is a transcript of the gene fgb, whose product is annotated as fibrinogen beta chain. NCBI's taxonomy places the organism in Eukaryota, Metazoa, Chordata, Actinopteri, Synbranchiformes, Synbranchidae. The transcript is spliced from 13 exons. Bases 33 to 1511 code for a protein of 492 amino acids. Gene Ontology annotation, cellular component: fibrinogen complex. Gene Ontology annotation, biological process: fibrinolysis; blood coagulation, common pathway; platelet activation. Gene Ontology annotation, molecular function: protein-macromolecule adaptor activity; extracellular matrix structural constituent; signaling receptor binding. The record is from RefSeq and is a predicted model, not a curated record.